Molecule: messenger RNA, 2183 nt
Organism: Dermatophagoides pteronyssinus (European house dust mite)
Lineage: Eukaryota; Metazoa; Arthropoda; Arachnida; Sarcoptiformes; Pyroglyphidae
Biological process (GO): extracellular matrix organization
Cellular component (GO): collagen type IX trimer
Molecular function (GO): extracellular matrix structural constituent conferring tensile strength
Source: RefSeq, a predicted model, not a curated record
UUUCAUUGUUCUGGCGCCAUUUGAAAUUUACCGAAAGUUUGUUUUUCUCUAUAUAUAAAAAUAGAGUCUGCACACAUCAACAAUCAUUUGAAUUUGAAUUUGGAUUCGGAUCGUGUGUUGUUUGCACGGUGUUUUGCAAAGAAACACCAAAAAUGUUUUUCAAUCGUUGAUUUUGUUUUUUUGAAUCGAAUUUCAAAUUUGUUUCAUUGGUCAUUGCCACUGUGUUUCUUUUUUUUUGGGUUCUGUGUUUGGGCGCCAUUCACUACCAUUACUGUUGAUUGAAAAAGAUUUCAAAAAAAAUGCGACCAACAAUUGAAAAACGUUCGAAUGAUAAUAAUGAUGAUGGUGGUGGGGGUGAUGGUGGUAGAAAUCAAUCUUCACCACAGUCAUCAUCAUCAAAAUCUAGUAAAGAUUCAAUCGAUCCAUUAUCGAUGAAUACAAAUAAUCAUCAACAUCAUCAUCAAAAUAAAUCAUGGUUAAGAAAUCAAUUAUCAGCAUUAUUACCAUCAUCAUCAUCUAGUCCAUCAAAAUCAAUGUUUUUAAUCAAUAAUAAAACAAAUCUAGAUUAUCAUUCAAAUUCAUCUUGUAAAUCAUCAUCAUUAACAUCAUCAACAAUGUCAAUGAUAAUUACAAUUUUUAUUAUAAUCAUAAUAAUCAUAACAACAAUAUCAUUCAAUUCAUUUAAUCAUCUAAGGAAUCGUAUUGAUCAUUUGGAACAAAAAUAUUCAUUACUUGAAUCAACAAUCAUCAAUAAUAAUAAUUAUCAUUCAUCAUCAUCAUCAUCAUCAUCGAAUAAACCUGAAUUGAUAAAAUCAUCAAAUUUACCUGAUGAAACAUUCGAUCAAUUAUUAACAGAUAUAAUUGAUGAAUGGCAAUUAUAUAAUAAUAAUAAUAAACGACAAAAUAAUGAUUUUAUUAUUUCAUCAAAUUCAUAUGAUGAUGUUAAUGUUAGUGAUCAUAAUUCAAUCAAUGUCGACAAUGAUGAUGAUGAUUUGAAACCAAAUAUGAAAAAAUUUCAUAAUCGAUUUGAACAACUAAUACAAAUGAGUUUUCAACGAUUUUUAAACAAUUUACAAUCACCAAUGGCUAUACCAAAUGACGGCCAAAUUCAUCAAUCAUCAUCAUCAUCAUUACCGACAUCAUAUGAACAACAAAUUUAUCGUUUCCGUCGUGAAGCUAUUCUACCAUUAGGAUCCUCAUCAUCGAAUCAAAAUCCUAAUAAUCAAUAUGGUGGUGGUGGUGGUAGUGCCAAUGGUUUUUCACAAUGUAUUUGUCCGCCUGGUCCAAGAGGAAAACGUGGUAAACGUGGAUUACCCGGCGAACCGGGUAUUGUGGGAGCCAUGGGUAUUGAUGGUCCUAAAGGAGAACCGGGAGAAAAAGGUGACAAAGGUGAAAAAGGCGAAAGUGGCCUUGAUGUUAUUACUACUUCAAAGGGUGUCAAACGAUCAGUUACAAGAUUACGUGGUGGUACACUUGGUUAUGCUGAAUUAAUUGCCAUUAAGGGACUUGCUUCAAUGGGUCUAAUUGCUACUCCUCGUGAUAUACUUUUAAUGAAAGGAGAACCUGGACCAUCAGGUCCACCUGGUCCACCAGGACUUCCUGGUCCAACUGGUCUACCUGGAUUUGAUGGCCGUAUUGGAUUACCUGGUGAUCCUGGACCUCCUGGAAAUCCUGGUCCAAUGGGACCAAUAGGACCACCUGGACCAUUAGGUAAAGAUGGAUUACCUGGACCAAAGGGAGAAAAAGGUGAAAAAGGUGAACGAGGUUUAACAACAACAUUGGAUGGUAAUGCUUUUCCAACCGGAUUUAUUGAAGGACCAGCUGGUCCACCGGGACCACCAGGUCCUGCCGGUCCUCCCGGUCGUAAGGGCGAUAUUGGUCUACCUGGACCAGCCGGUGAACAUGGACAAAAAGGUGAAAAAGGUGAUCGUGGUAAACGUGGUAAAAGGGGUCCAAUGGGUCCAAAAGGUGAUCCUGGACCAACGGGUAAACCAGGUAAAAAAGGUAUCGGUGAAAAAGGCGAUAAAGGUGAUCAGGGUUUACCUGGAUUGGAUGCACCAUGUCCAUUGGGUGAAAAUGGUCUUCCAUUACCUGGUUGUGGUUCACGUAUAUCACAAGUAUGUUGUUAAAUUUCCAUUUUUUUGUCAAUUGCGAUUACUAAUGAUGAACCCAAUCAAUCAAUC